Nicotiana attenuata is the source of this 804-nucleotide messenger RNA. RefSeq names its product dolichol-phosphate mannosyltransferase subunit 3-like. Gene Ontology annotation, biological process: GPI anchor biosynthetic process. Lineage: Eukaryota; Viridiplantae; Streptophyta; Magnoliopsida; Solanales; Solanaceae. The record is from RefSeq and is a predicted model, not a curated record. Gene Ontology annotation, cellular component: dolichol-phosphate-mannose synthase complex; endoplasmic reticulum membrane. Bases 159 to 428 code for a protein of 89 amino acids. The transcript is spliced from 4 exons.
GCUGUCUCGUAUUUGGUUGAUAAGUUGAAACAACCAAAUAACCAUAACUAAAAACCUGAUUCGUACGGAUCUUCCUUUUUGUUGGGCGCACCGUUGAGAAGAAACAGAAUCAGCAGUCGGAAAAUCGGAGCAGCGCUUCACAUUCAAUAUCAGAUCCAAUGAAACAAAUCGUGAAGAUUUUGACGUUAUUGCUUGGAGUAGCUGCCGUUUGGAUAGGCUUGUUGCAGACAUCAACAAUUCCAGAGAGUUACACUUGGCUGUUGCCUCUAUACCUCAUUAUGUCGCUUGGUUGCUAUGGUCUGUUCAUGGUUGGCAUUGGUCUAAUGACAUUUCCCACAUGUCCUCAAGAGGCUCUUUUCUUACAGCAGGAUAUUCUUGAAGCCAAGGAAUUCCUGAAGAAAAAAGGGGUAGACGUUGGUUCUGAUUGAAUCUUGUUUAAAUCGCAAUCACCGUUGUUUACUUGUUUAACAUAUGGAAAAACACAUUCAGUGAAGAUGAAAAAUUAGAGCAUGGAUAGUUGCUGGAUUUCAGUAGCAUUCUUCAAGUAAGGAAUAUAACAGUCCUGAUCUUCUAAUGCCCCAUUCAUGCCAGUGCAGCUGACUAGGACAUGUUUUCUUAUAAUAUUCUUUUUGAGUUCUGUUUCGAGAUAGAACAACAUGAUGGAGUACUUUCUCAGCCACUAAGGGCCUUUAUUUUUUGGGCUCCAUUCCCAAUUAAUUAGAAAUAACACAAUCUCUAACUGUCUUCAAUUUCCCAAAGCUUCCCUCUAAACUAACCUUGUUUUAUCUAAAAAGUGUUUUACUA